AUGUCAAUGACCGGUCAGAGCUCGGGAAGCGAUGGUCAACCUUACGCGACACAACCAGCUCAACCGGAACAGGAAACUGGAAACACCCUACCUCGAGAUGCCAGUCGAGGCGCGGAGGGGUUUGAACCAAUUUCCUUCAAACGAAAACAAAAACGACAGUCCCGUUUCAGCUUAUCCAGCCUCUUCUCGAAUACCGCCGGCGGUUCGGACUUUGGAUUUGGCUUUUCAAGACCCGAAGGGGGACAAAAUGGAGAUGCCUCGCCAUUAGAACCCAAUCUAUCAGCUGAGCUGCAUGGAGAUCCGAACUCCAAAGAUGGCGGUCCCCUGGACUGGUAUGUGGAAGGACCCGGCCGUCGAGUUGGCUACGACGAUUUCACCGCUAUCGAUUGGAUCUAUGAGUAUACAAAGGAACGCCAACGAAAGAGGCUCCUAUACUCCAGCGGCCAAGGUAUUGUUGGCUAUGUACGCAGGGUCGUAGAAGCCAGCAAUGUUUGGAUUGUCCUCAUUGCGACCGGUAUUGCAGUCGGAAUCAUUGCUGCAGCGAUUGAUAUUGCGACGGAUUGGCUAGGGGAUCUGAAGACAGGCUACUGCAAAAGUGGCAGUGGUGGCGGCAAGUUCUAUUUGAACCGAAGCUUUUGCUGCUGGGGGCUAGAUGACUAUACAAAGUGCAUGGAAUGGACGUCAUGGGGAACUGCUCUGGGUGUAUCUUCGACUGGAGGUCGGUACACUGUCGAGUACAUCUUCUACACCGUCUUUUCGGUGGUAUUCGCUCUAUGUGCCUGCCUCUUGGUACGGAGAUUCGCCAUUUAUGCAAGGCACAGUGGAAUUCCCGAGAUUAAAACGGUACUCGGAGGAACCGUCAUUCGGCACUUGAUGGGGCCGUGGACGCUGACCAUCAAGUCGCUUGGGCUGUGCCUCGCAGUUUCAUCAGGUCUUUGGCUCGGGAAGGAAGGCCCGCUAGUGCACGUUGCAUGCUGCUGUGCCAACAUCAUGAUGAAGCCCUUUGACAGCCUUAAUGGGAACGAGGCGAGGAAACGCGAGGUACUCUCUGCUGCGGCUGCAGCUGGUAUUUCUGUUGCUUUCGGUGCUCCCAUCGGAGGUGUCCUUUUCAGCUUGGAGCAAUUAUCAUAUUACUUUCCAGACAAGACGAUGUGGCAGAGCUUUGUCUGCGCCAUGGUCGCCGCCGUCACGUUGCAAGCACUGAACCCAUUCCGCACUGGAAAGAUCGUGCUGUACCAGGUCACUUACACUCGGGGGUGGCACCGCUUUGAGGUCAUUCCGUUUAUUAUUCUUGGUAUCAUCGGCGGUCUCUUCGGAGCAUUCCUUAUUCGUUUAAAUAUCAAGAUCGCCAGAUGGCGACGAUCUCGGUCCUUUUCUCGACCAAUUGUUGAGGUGGUCGUAAUUGCUCUUCUGACGGCCUUGAUCAACUUCCCGAAUCAUUUUAUGAGAGCUCAAAACUCAGAGCUUGUCCAGGCCCUUUUUGCAGAAUGCAGCAGCGAAACAUACGAUCGAUUUGGUCUCUGCGUUACUGGAUCGAAGGCAUUCGGUGUGGUCGCUAUUCUAUUAGUGGCUGCCGUUCUCGCCUUCUUCCUUGCUUCCGUGACCUUUGGUCUCGAUAUCCCGGCCGGUAUCAUUCUUCCAUCCGUUGCCAUUGGUGCAUUGUACGGUCGUGCUCUCGGGAUACUCGUUCGAAUGUGGCAGGAAGCCUAUCCGAAAGCAUUCCUCUUCGCUAAAUGCGAACCCGACAUUCCAUGUGUGACGCCUGGCUUAUAUGCGAUUAUUGGCGCAGCCUCUGCCCUAGGUGGUGCGACUAGAAUGACUCUCUCCAUUGUCGUUAUCAUGUUCGAGUUGACAGGCGCGUUGACCUAUGUCAUCCCAAUUAUGAUCGCCGUCAUGUUGUCAAAAUGGUGUGGUGAUAUCUUCGGGAAGCGCGGUAUCUACGAAUCAUGGAUUCAGCUUAAAGAAUAUCCCUUCCUGGAUCACCGCGACGACACUACCCCACCAGAUGUCUAUGCUCGGCGAGUGAUGACCGUUGUCGAUGAUCUCUCUGUCAUCACUGCAACCGGCCAUACCAUUGGCUCGCUUCAAGCCCUCGUUGCCAAUACCACCUAUCGCGGCUUCCCUGUGGUCUCCGAAACUUCAACGCCGAUUCUCCUUGGCUAUAUCACACGCAACGAGCUUUCCUUCGCUCUGAAACACUCCACCUCUCCCGCCAAUCGCAACCUCUCUGAAGAAACCCAGGUGUUUUUCGCGCACCAGCCAUUUGCAGACCCUGUAGAAACGCUGGAUCUUCGACCCUGGAUGGACCAAACCCCCAUCACGCUCAAUAGUAAUAUCAGUUUCCUGAUCGUGCUACGGAUGUUCCAGCGGCUUGGUUUGCGAUAUGUCCUUUUUGCUAACAAGGGAAUAUUACAAGGCUUGUUGACCAAGAAGGAUGUCUGGUCGGUGCUCAACGGGGUCGAGUUCCGACGGCAAGAGGCCCUUCGAGGCGAUGAAUUCCAGGAUAGCCAUGGGGCCGAAGAGAACCUCUCGACCACUCUCGUUCUCACCCUCAGCCUUCUCAACCACCUCACCGCAGCCCUGCUUGCGCGGUGGUCCAUGCGCCCCGCAUCGUUCUGCCGCAGUCCACCGCUCCUGAUCGCCGAUAAUCCGAUGGCGGGCCAGUCAAUCGCUCCGCGGGACGUUCUUCUAGCGAGCAAAUUUAUAUUGGUCGACAACAUGAUGGUUGAUCCGUUUGAAGUGCGGAUGCGCUUCACGCAGCAGCUCCAGCAUCUCAGCGCUUCGGUCACAUCCUCGCAGAAAGCCGCUCAUUAUGCCUUGAAGUACCGCGACUUGGACGAGGACCUCCAUUCAUGCAUUCUAGAACAGUUAGAGAGGAAUAAUAUGAACAACCGAGCCAACAUCAUGUCCUUCAUCGAGCAUUUUUGCGAAAUGGCCACGAAAGAAGACCACCUUCCGUACGUCCGGAUGAUGCAGCGUGACAUUCUACGCGUGGUGGAUGCAGUCGUACCACCCGAUGGAACGGGUGCAGCAAACGUGAAGCACGUUCGACGAGUACUAGGCAACCUACAGAGCAAAGAGGUCCUCUCCGCUGAAAGCGUGGCUGAGAUCGACGCAGCGCUCAAAGACCGUGACAACCCCCGGAGCAUUAUGAUAUGGAUGAUGAAGGGCGGCAUGCGCGUGGACAAACGACAAAUCGAGCAGAGAAUCGAGGAAGACCGCGAGCGGAACAAACGCUUGAGAGAAAGCAUGUGGACUGUGAGUGGAGAUGACGCGGAUGAGUGGUCAAAAAUCUGGGAUGAUGCCAGUGACAUUGGCGAGGAUGACUUUAUAAACUCCAAGGAGGAAGCCAUGGAGCGGCAACAAAUGGCCGCUGCUUUAUGUGGAAAUAUCUAA
Molecule: messenger RNA, 3396 nt
Organism: Penicillium canariense
Lineage: Eukaryota; Fungi; Ascomycota; Eurotiomycetes; Eurotiales; Aspergillaceae
Exons: 9
Coding region: 1-3396 (1131 amino acids)
Biological process (GO): transmembrane transport; chloride transport
Cellular component (GO): membrane; early endosome; Golgi apparatus
Molecular function (GO): voltage-gated chloride channel activity
Source: RefSeq, a predicted model, not a curated record